Messenger RNA from Microplitis mediator, 8831 nucleotides. Its product is annotated as mitogen-activated protein kinase kinase kinase 9-like. Gene Ontology annotation, biological process: protein phosphorylation. The record is from RefSeq and is a predicted model, not a curated record. Gene Ontology annotation, molecular function: protein binding; ATP binding; JUN kinase kinase kinase activity. NCBI's taxonomy places the organism in Eukaryota, Metazoa, Arthropoda, Insecta, Hymenoptera, Braconidae. The transcript is spliced from 13 exons. Bases 1084 to 4500 code for a protein of 1138 amino acids.
AUAUAUAUACACACAUACAGUAGGACGUCAACGGUGGGGCCCGUCAAAUCUGGUAAUAUCGAACAUGGCGUCCGCUAGGUUAUCGCCGUAAAUUGAACCAGUGUAUUUAACCCAAGGUUUUAUGAAUAUUUAUUGGGAUUAUUGUGGGCUGACGCGGAGCACCUCGUCCUCGGGGAGGCGUCCAAGCUCCUUAGAAUCCCUCUCAAGUUAUCCCCGUGUCACUUACUCCCAGUGAUGAGCUUACGAAUGGCCGCGUAAACAGAGAAGAGUCGCUUGUGUGUUGGUUGCUGCUGCUAGCUGCUACACCCUGGAUAAAAACUUAACGACGCGACGAUUCCUCACUAUUUCAAAUAAUCACCAGUGUCUAUUCGUAAUUUAUUUACCUGUCAUAUUAUUUUUUUACUUUUACUAAAAAUAUAUUAUUUAAAUAAGUAUGACUAUUGUGAUUAUUAUUAAUUUUAUAAUCGUGAAAAUUAUUCAGCAGAUAAAUUGUUUUUGAAAACGGAGUGGCAAGAACUGGAUUUUAUAAAUUUUAUCAACAUUCUCAUAUUAUUUGAAUUUUUAAAAAAAAUUUUUUAAAUUAUCGCUGAAUGUGGAAUUAUAAUUUGUGCAAUUUUUGUUUUUUAAAUUUAUUUUAUCGUGGCUAAGUAUUACACUAAUAAUUUUUUAACUAUCAUCUGUUCUGUUAUUUUAAAAAUUAUUUUUCAUAACUUUUUGUUAUUGUUAUAGAUUUAUUUUAAUUAUUAUAAAUAAUGCAAUAAAAUAAUAAUUAUUGUGAUUUUUAAAAUUUAACUUUUGUGCAUUUAAACGUGGCAAUUUUGUGUCGUGCUAAUGAAGAACCUUCUCUUGAUAAAAUAAACAUAAAAGUAAACAAAGCUUUAUAUUGGUAAUUAGUGAAGAUUUUAUUUUCACUUGUCAUAUGCAGGUAGCAAUAUAAACAAAUAAUAAUAAUAAUAAUAAUUAUGGUGAAAAAUGUGUUGGAUGAUAAAAAUGAGUAAUAAAUAAUUAUAAUUAUUAUUGUAUUACACGGAUAAUUAAAUGAAAAUCUAAAUAUAAGUAUUCGAAGAAAAGCUGUUGAGCCAUAUGCCGCCAGCCGGGCUUUCGGCAAAAGGUUUGUGUGCAUUGAUGGACAACGGACAACCUGAUGCUCGUCAUCGGAGCGAGCGCUACUUGUAUGCAGAGAAUGGCUCGUCUCAGCCCAACACACCAAGUACUGCUGCAUCUUCACCGAGGUACCAAAACUCAACGAGAGAUAACAACUAUUCCACUAGCUACGGGUAUUCGUACGGACGCACGUCAAGUAACAACAUGUCUGAUAGCAGCGUGUCGGAUACACACAGCGGUGGUACUGCCAGGACAGUUUCUCAGCAAACAAGUCCAUCUCACGCGACUCUCUCAUCGUCUCACUCGCGACAGGACAACAGCGCGACAUUGUUCACAGCAUUGUUUGAUUAUCAUGCAACGUGCGAAGACGAAUUAUCUCUGCAACGUGGGGAAACAGUUGAAGUACUGUCUAAAGACUCGAAAAUAUCCGGGGACGAGGGCUGGUGGACGGGUAAAAUACGAGGACAAGUGGGAAUUUUCCCCGCGAAUUUCGUCGCUGAGGCUGAGUGCAUUGACAGGGUGUCGUCGGUGAUUGAUAAAGUUCAUCCUGUUGAGAUUGAUUUUAAUGAAUUGCAACUGGAGGAAGUUAUUGGAGUUGGUGGUUUUGGUAAAGUGUAUAGGGGCUUUUGGCAGAAACAUGAAGUUGCAGUAAAAGCAGCACGACAAGAUCCAGAUGAAGAGAUAAGUGUGAUAAAAGAAAAUGUUCUUCAGGAAGCUAAACUAUUUUGGUUGCUAGAGCAUGAAAAUAUCGUUCAAUUGGAAGGUGUUUGUUUGAAGGAACCAAAUAUGUGUUUGGUUAUGGAAUAUGCACGAGGUGGUAGUUUGAACAGGGUACUCAGUGGUCGUAAAAUACGGCCUGAUGUACUUGUUGACUGGGCUAUACAAAUUGCCAGAGGAAUGGACUACCUUCAUAACAAAGCACCCAUUAGUCUUAUCCACAGAGAUCUUAAGAGUUCUAAUGUGUUGCUGAGCGAGCCAAUUGAAAAUGACGAUCUCCAGUAUAAGACAUUAAAGAUAACGGAUUUUGGAUUAGCGCGAGAAGUUUACAAAACGACACGAAUGUCUGCUGCGGGAACGUACGCGUGGAUGGCUCCGGAAGUUAUUAAGCAGAGUACUUUUAGUAAAGCCAGUGAUGUUUGGAGCUACGGUGUAGUUUUAUGGGAACUUUUGACUGGUGAAGUUCCUUAUAAAGGUAUCGACGCAUUGGCUGUAGCUUACGGAGUCGCUGUCAAUAAGUUAACUCUACCUAUUCCUUCGACGUGUCCACAACCUUGGAGAUAUCUCAUGGAAAUUUGUUGGACGUCUGAUAGUCACGGACGCCCGGGUUUCAUGGAAAUCCUUGACUUACUGGAUGAAGUAAGAAGUGCAUUUGCAGCAACACCUCACGAGUCGUUUCAUACAAUGCAAGAAGACUGGAGACUUGAAAUAGAAGAGGUUCUUCAUGGGUUGCGCAUGAAGGAAAAGGCAUGUCGUUCUCUUGAAGAAGAAUUGCGCUGCAGAGAAGAAGAACUGACGAAAGCUCAAGUGCAGCAGAAACAACAAGAAGAAAACCUUCGGCAGCGUGAACAAGAGUUAGCAGCACGUGAAAUAGAUCUGUUGGAACGUGAGCUCACUGUGAUGAUUAUUCAACAACAGAGUACUCCUACGCCUAAUAAAAGAAAAGGAAAAUUCAAGAAAUCUAGAUUAAAACUCAACAAGAAAGAACCGGGUAGUAAUAUCAGUGCACCUUCAGACUUCCGACACACAAUAACUGUUCAGCAUACAGCUCUCGAUCGUGGAAAAAAUCGAAAUCCAUCGAGACCAAAUAGUCCCCCGGGUUCACCGAGUAUUCCACGACUUAGAGCGAUAGCUUGCCUUUCUGAGGAAAACAUCCACUCUGCUCAUUACUCGACGCUGCCGACGGACGCCUCUUCAGAAUGGAUGACAAUGGAGUAUCCGCCAAAACCUGGACUAACUGGUCCCUAUGUAAUGCCAAUGCCUGUACCAAUGCCGACACUGUACAAUGGAGAAGCUAAAAAACCAAAGCCCGGGAUAAUUGAACUGGUACUUUAUAAUAUAGCAGCAAUGCUGGCCGGUGUUGCUACUGGCUAUGAUGUUAAAAUGUCAAAUGUAUCACCGAUUCAUCCGCGAUUGUAUCCAAGAAUUGCUGAUAGCGAUGAAGAACCAAAUCGGUAUUGGUUUCAAGCUGACACCGGUUCGAAUCGUAAUUCAGGAUAUCUUGGAGCUGAUUAUGAAUUCAGUUCACCUAGUGGUUAUCCACACAAUACUUAUCAUGGUCCGGCAAGACACUACAGGCCGUUUUUAAGCAACAUGGGAGGUAUUGCUCCAGGUCUUCCUUUAAAUAUAAUUGAUAAGCCACUUCGUUUUACCGAUUCACCCCAGCACUAUGCUGUAAAUAGUGGCUCGAAUGUACCAACACCGAGCCCCAGGCGUAAAAGCUCAAGCACAAGCAAUGAAGAAGCUUAUCCAUCUGAAAAUUUACGUAUGGACAGAAUAGAAAGGGUGCCCACUAUUUAUAUGGGUAAUGUUCCGCCUUAUCCUGAUUACGGGCCACCAAUGUACACCAUGAUGCCUCCGGAGUAUUACAGACCACCUGAGUCUAGUUACUUCGUUCCUACAGAUUAUCAUGACUCUAACAGAAUGCUAGAGUGUCCUGAAUUUCCUCAUGCCUACGACAAUCCAAGUAACGUUAAUAGUUUAGUAAGACCAUCAUCACGAUUACCCAAUUAUACGCACCACCGUACAUCGUCGAAUGUCUCGACAGCCAGUACGUCAAGUCAAAGUAACAUAAAUCCAUCAUUCCGACUGGACGACGAGUCUGACUAUGCUCUGUACUCACCGACCCACUAUUAUCAGAGAACUGGAAACGUACUCAGUAAUAUGGGAUCUGCUUACAGCACUGGUGUUAAUCAUGACUACAAUACCGCAUCACCUCAGUACCUGACACGACAAAAUUCACACGACUCAAAUCCAAAUUCUAGUGAUCGUCCGAGCAAUCUUGAAGUCGUAACAAGGCUACGCUCGAGUUUAAAGAGAUCAAAUUAUUCGUACAAUUCACCAAAGAGUACGAGUAAAAAUAAUUCUGGAUCGGGUACUCCGACAAAUCCAACGCCGCCUGAUUCACUAACAUCUGAAGACUCGAGUUAUGUUUCAGCUAAAGACAGUCAAAUAUCAAUAGGUCGGGUACGUUUUUCCCCGGUUACAUUUGACCGUGAUCGGGAUCGCGAUCGUGACAGUUUAUCAGCAUCACGUGAUCAUCGUGAUGCGCUACUUGAUUUACCGAUUCAUGCUCAGGGAUCAGAAGUUGGUACGUCACCAUUGCAAUCAUCACGAAGACAUAGUAGUAGAAAUCGUAAAUCAAGUAUAUCAGAACUGGAACGUGAAUUUUUAUCAUAGCAUUGGCUUAUUUAAAUACCAUAAAUUGAUACUCUGUGUACUUAAUUAUUUAAUUGAUGUAUAUGUGAUCUAUCUUAACUGCGAGUUAACAUAAGUGAGCGACUGAGUGAAUUAAUUAUUGAUUAAAUUAUUUUAAUUUACGGUGGAGUUCUCCAACACUGCCUACUAUCACUGAUAAUUAUGAGGGAACGUUUUAUGGAAUUUAAUUUAAUUUAAAUAACCAUAGCUAGUAUUAUUACUACAGUAAAAUAAUAAUGAAAAAAAAUCAAAUUUAUCAUUUACAUUCCAUUUGCGUGUAGGCUCGUCUUUUUUUAUGUAAAAAGUAACGAGUAGUUCUGACACUAGAUGGCAGGAUACAUGAAUCAGUUGGUUGUUUCUCGCACGUGCUCUUCGUACAGUAUCUGUAGAAAUAUGAUGCCGUAACUAUAUGAUAGUUAGGGUUGUGCAUUAAAUUUAUACAUUUAUAUUUUAUUUAUAAGAAACGAGUCAUAGCAGCAUUUAUGCAAUUUUUUAUGAGACUAAAAAAGAAUAUUCCUUUUAACAUUCCGUACUGUUUUAUAAUUUUUACUUUUAUUCUUUAAUAAUCAUUCCUGUGUGUAUGAAUUUUUAUUUACCCGGAGUUCACUCGCUGCCGCUAGAUGGCUGCGGCGUGAAUGUUUCUCGCGUGUGCUCUGCGUACGGGUAGAAAAUAUUUGAAUAAUUUCAAAGUAAUGCGACUAUCAGCAGCAAAAAUUGUAAUGCAGGUAAUUGUUGUGUGGAUACGUCACUGUAAUUUGAAGUUGGGUAUUUUAAUAUAAAUUAUAACUCAGGUUACGGAAACGUAUUUGCAGACCUGCGUAAUACACUAAAGUAUUAGUACUAUUUUGAAUAAAUAUUUUUUACUUUGUAUGUUAAUUUAACAUUUUGUUAAACGACAAUCCUUGUGUGUCUGAAUGUUUUUAAUCAUGGAAACUCUUAAGUACUUUAAUGUAUUAAUUAUAUUUGUAUUUAUAAUAAUUAAUUUUUAAUUUAGUUAUUAAAAUCAAAAAAUAUUCUCUAAUCACGUGAAUGAUAUGUAAGUGCAGAGGAUUAUCUCAGAAUUAUUAUCAGUAUUUUAUAAUACAUCGGAGUGUGUAUAAGAAAAAAAUAUGAAACAAUGUAAUGAAUGCAAAAAAUAACAUAUUUACAAUUUAUAUGGAGGGAAGUGACAAGUUCUUGUAAUUAAGAAAAAUAUCAUCGAAAAUGUAGUCUACGCGACUGUUUAAAUAAUCCAUGUAAGAAAAAGGUUUUUUGAAAACAUUACACAUGUGGAAAAUCAAAAUUUUUUACAAUUUAGAUUUUUUGAUAAUUCAAGAGUAGAAAUGCUGAUGAAUUUAAUAUCUUUAUGGAUUUAUUUGAACUCUUCUGAGAUAUUUUUAAAAGAUUUAUUUUAUUAUUUUUUAUUACUUAGUAAUAAUUUUAAAAAAAAGGAAUUUUUGACAAAGUGAAAAAGUGUUGAGGAAAAAUACGAAACUGAUAAAUUUUUCUGAUAUUGAAUUUUUUAAAAAUUAUUAAAUUUUCAUGGGUAAUUCCUGAUUAAACAACUGAAUUCGAUCGAAUUACACAGAAUUGAAUUUUUAAUUCUAUAUAAUUCAGAUAAAUUCUGUUUAUUCGGCAGAAAAAACCAGAAUCUAUCCAAAUUGAAACAAAUUUAAAUAAUUCUAUUCCCUUUAAUUCGAAAAUAAUUCUCAAAUUUCUGGUUCUGACUCCGAAUUAAACUGAAUAAAAACAGAUUCCAAAUUUUUAAAUCAGUUUUAUUCUGUUUAAUUCGAAAAUUAUCCUUGAAUUCUGUCUUACCGAAUUUAACAGAAUAUAACAAAAUUUUAAUUUUCAAUUGUUGAAUUCUGUUUUGCAGAAUCCGACAGAAUUGAGCAGAAUUAAAAUUUUUAAUUAGGUCGAAUUCAGUUGUUUAAUCAUGGAUAUUUUCUUAACUUUUUUUUUACAUGGAAAGUCUUAGAAAAAAAAAAACCAGUUAGCACAAUUUAAAUUGUAAAGUAUACUGAGGUUUUAAAAUAAUUUUAUUUAACAUUUUAAUUUAAAUAAACAAUAAUUUUAAAAAACCCUCCUUUUUAAAAUGAAAGUUGUUGAGCCCUUAGAAAUUUUUUUUGGCAGCAAAGUUAAAUAACUGCCCGUAUCUGCUGUACAAAAAUAUUUUGCGGUGCUAGUAUCGUGUACUUAAAUUUAUAAAUGUAUAAGAAGACGAAUGAAAAGAAAAAAAAAGUAAUAAUAAUAAUAAAAUAUAAUUAAUGAAAUCAUUUAAACAAAAAUGCUUCCAUGAUAAUCGAAACUUAUAAAGUUUUUAUAGAAAAUAUGAGAUGAAAGGUAACGAUAAUAAUAAAUUAAUAAUCGAUUUAUUAAUUUAUGUAUUGAAAAAUAAAUUUCUUAUUAUUCUAAUCAUUAAUCCGGUGAUAGUGCUAACAAUUUUAAUAAAAAAAAUUAAUGAAUUAUAAAUGAAUAAUUAAAUAAAUAAAGAUAAAGUAAUUAUAUGUAAUUGGUAUGCGAUGCAGCUAACGAUGUAAAAUUGUUGUGUAAUGGCAUUUAAUUGCCAAAAGUGCUAGUCUAAGCUAUAUUUAUUAUUUUUUUUAUAUUUUAAACAAAAUAAUGUAUUAAAACAAACAAACAAAUUAUUAAAAAAUAUUAACGUAGUCUAUUUAAAGUCGUCUGUCGAUUUGAAUAAAUAUAUAUAGUAAUUAUUAAUUUUUUAAAUACUCAAAAAGACUUAUUUGCAAUUUCUCUGUAUAAUAAUUCAAAAAAAUAAAAAAAAAAUAAAUAAAUAAAUGAUACAAAAAAAUAAAAAAAGAUGAUAAUGAAAGUGUGAAUGUGCCGAAUGAAUAAUAAUUCAUAAAAUAAAUAAAAAGUUGAUUAAAAAAUAAUAAAAUACAAAACAAAGCCUCACCAUGAAGCCUCACUCUGUUAAUUUGCACCCAUGCAAUAAAAAAUUUAUUCUUAGAUUCUUUGCUGUAAUAUAAAUAAAUAAAUAAAUUAAUUUAGUGAUUAAUAAAUCAAUAAGUUUCUUGGAAUAAUUAGUCAACGAUUUAGCCCAAAAAAAAUUUAUUUAAAAUAUUAAGUAAUGACCAAAUUUAAAUUAAACAAAUUAUAUUUCCAUAGAGAAAAAAAGUUUAUUAAUUAAAAAAAAAUUAAGUGUCACGUUCGCGAAUAUCAAUCGACAAUUCUUCCAUGUAAAAAAAAUUCGUUCUAAAAAGUUCGACCUGUGGAAGUUCUAAAUUUGAGGCAAAUUUGAAUUCGAGCGGAACUUUUUUUGAACUUUUGUAAAUUUUAUAGUAGAAAAAAAAAGAUCUAUGACUUUAUACCCGCGAAUUUUGAAUUAAAAAUGGACGUUUUUGAAAAAGUUAAAAAAUUUCUAAUUUGGAACUUAUGAACUUUUUAAUUCUGACGGGUCGAUUUGUUUCUAAUGAGAACUUUUUUAGAAUGCGGGUAAAAAGUUUAUAUAAAAUCCACGGUAAAUUUUUUUUUUUUACUAUAAAAAUUCAAAAGUUUAAAAAAAGUUCCGCUCGAAUUUCUAAUCUGUCUUAAGUGUAGAAGUUCCAAAGUCAAAAUUUUUUGGGAACGUUUUUUUUUUUCACAAGGAUAUUAAUGUAUCAUUUUUUAAAAUUGCUGAUAUUUAUUAAAAGAAGAAAAUGAAAUGGUAAAAUAAAUAUAUAAACACCGGUUUUUUUUAAAUAUAUGUGGCAAUUAUAUUCAUACUGCAGAUAAAUUAAUUAAUAAAAUUAUUGAGAUAAUUACCUAAGAAAAUUUAUUGUUAAGCCGUUAAGUGCAAUGUGUUCCACUUGUAUAUUUAAAGAUAAUGACAAAGAUUGAUAAAAAAGACGUAAUUUUAAUUUUAAAAAUAUAUAUUAAUUAUAAAAAUGAUAUGUAAUAUUGACUGCUUUCGGAAUGCGCCUUAAAAAAAAAUUAAUGUAUAAAUUAAUGCGUCGGAUUCACACAUACUAUCAAUUAAAUAAUAAUUGAUAAAUUAAAAUUAAAAAAAAAUUUUUUGGAAUUCAAAGCGAACAGUACACGUUUUUUUUUAAUUUUUCUUUUUUAUUUUUAAUUAAACAAAGAGAAAGACAGUAUUUGCUGAUACAUAAAACGAUGAAUUUAAGUAAAAAGUAUUAUAUAAAAAAUAAAAAUUAAUUUAUUUAUUUAUAAUAAAAAUUUGACUAAUGCUGUCUGGAUCUGCACUAAAAAAUCCAUGUAUUUUAUUUUCGAUUUAAGAUUAUUAGGUAUAUUAAUUAGUAUUACAAAAAAAAUAAUAAUAAUAAUACAGUAUCUUUAGAAAAAAUUUUUGAAUGAGCAAAAGAAAUAUUUUAUAC